AUCAGUCCCAAAUGCCUGCAGAUCCCUCAUUGGAUUGCUGUGUUGUACACAGAGCUUUGUGAACAGCCCCGUGUCUUCAACUGGAAAGAAAGGAUCAAGAAAUAGUGAAAAAAGGAUUGUUGCUGAUCACACCUCGCUGGAGAGUACUUUCUCUUCUCUUCUCUCUGUCUCUCUCUGAUGUGGAAAGCUUCGGCAGGCCACGCUGUGUCCAUCACCCAGGAUGAUGGGGGAGCUGAUGACUGGGAAACUGACCCUGAUUUUGUGAACGAUGUAAGUGAAAAGGAGCAAAGAUGGGGCGCCAAAACCGUGCAAGGGUCUGGGCACCAGGAGCACAUCAACAUACACAAACUGAGAGAGAAUGUUUUUCAAGAACAUCAGACCCUCAAGGAGAAGGAACUUGAAACCGGACCAAAAGCCUCCCAUGGCUACGGAGGGAAGUUUGGCGUGGAACAAGACAGAAUGGAUAAAUCAGCAGUUGGCCACGAGUAUCAGUCAAAACUUUCCAAGCACUGUUCACAAGUCGACUCAGUCCGGGGAUUUGGAGGCAAGUUUGGCGUCCAGGUGGACAGAGUUGAUCAGUCCGCUGUAGGCUUCGAAUAUCAGGGGAAGACGGAGAAGCACGCCUCCCAGAAAGACUACUCAAGUGGUUUUGGUGGCAAAUACGGCGUGCAGGCUGACCGCGUGGACAAGAGUGCGGUGGGCUUCGAUUACCAGGGCAAGACGGAGAAGCACGAGUCACAGAAAGAUUACUCCAAAGGUUUCGGUGGCAAAUAUGGAAUUGACAAGGACAAAGUGGAUAAAAGCGCUGUCGGCUUUGAGUAUCAAGGCAAAACGGAGAAGCACGAGUCCCAGAAAGACUAUGUGAAAGGGUUUGGAGGAAAAUUUGGUGUGCAGACAGACAGACAAGACAAAUGUGCCCUUGGCUGGGAUCACCAGGAGAAGUUGCAGCUGCAUGAAUCCCAAAAAGAUUAUAAGACUGGUUUCGGAGGCAAAUUUGGUGUUCAGUCCGAGAGGCAGGACUCCUCUGCUGUGGGGUUUGAUUACAAGGAGAAACUGGCCAAGCACGAGUCCCAGCAAGACUACUCCAAAGGAUUUGGUGGAAAAUAUGGAGUACAGAAGGAUCGGAUGGAUAAGAAUGCAUCAACCUUUGAAGACGUUGCGAAGGUGUCCUCUGUUUACCAGAAGACUGUCCCUGUUGAAGCUGUGACCAGCAAAACAAGUAACAUCAGAGCCAACUUUGAAAACCUCGCCAAGGAGAAAGAACAGGAGGACCGGCGGAAGGCAGAGGCUGAGAGAGCACAGAGGAUGGCUAAGGAAAGGCAGGAGCAGGAGGAGGCCAGAAGGAAACUGGAAGAACAAGCCAGAGCCAAAAAGCAGACGCCCCCCGCUUCCCCCACUCCUCAGCCGGCUGAGGAGAGGCCGCCUUCAAGCCCUGUCUAUGAGGACGCAGUGCCGUUCAAGGCAGAGCCGAGCUACCAAGGUACUGCGAGUGAGCCGGAGCCUGUGUACAGUGUGGAGGCCACCGACUACCGAGAGGACAGCAGCCAGCAGGGCCUGGCCUACACCCCAGAAGCUGUCUACGAGACCACAGAGGCCCCGGGCCACUACCCAGCAGAGGAGAACACCUACGAUGAGUACGAGAACGACCUGGGCAUCACGGCCAUCGCCCUCUACGACUACCAGGCUGCGGGCGAUGACGAAAUCUCCUUUGACCCUGAUGACAUCAUCACCAACAUUGAGAUGAUCGAUGACGGCUGGUGGCGCGGGGUGUGCAAGGGCAGGUACGGGCUUUUCCCGGCCAACUACGUGGAGCUGCGGCAGUAGGGCGGCCCUCUGUCGGCCUGGACACCGGAGCCUGCGCCCGAUUCUCACACUACAAAUCAUGCCUUCUUGGGUUUCUGUUUGUUGUUUCUUUUCUUUUCUUUUCUUUCUUCUUCUUUUUUUUUUUGGAGAGUGGGGAGGGGAAUAUACAUAUUGCUUUUAUAUUUAAUACUUUUGCUGAUGCUUUUGAAAAUGUUUAUGCCACAGAAUUUGCUAAUAUAUUGUAAUCAUGUUCCUUAGGAAGAUUUUGGUAAUUGUUUUUAUGCAUUUAAGUAUUUUCUUUCUUUGCCAAAUCGACUGUCAUGUGCAGCCACUUCAGGGACCUGUAGUUCUUUUGAGGUCAGUAGUGCACGUUGUCCUUGUGCCCGUCUGUCGUGAGCAGCUGGCACUCCUCCAGGACAGACACGAGAUCUUUCACAUCAGCAUCUGCAGCUCCGGAGUGGCUACGUGGGUGUUGGGCCAGAAGGACUGUCCUGGUGAAGCAGUCUGGGUAUUGGAAGAAGAGGAAAAGGGCCCGAGAGAAAGUUAGAACGGAGCAAAUCGCUAGCUUCAGUGUCAGGUGGAGAGUCCUACACAUAUGGUACUGUGUGCCCACGGUAUUUGCCGACUUAGCAGAGAUCCUAGUCUCCAUACCUCCCCUGGGCUCUGUCACCAGGAGGGCAGUCACCUGCUGCUGCCUGGACGCAUGACUGAGCCCUUGAGUAUUCCCCUCCCCUGCUUGUCUCUGGCCCACGGGAGAGGCUCUGAGGUCUUACUGGGUAGGGUAAAGCUAGUGAUGACUGGCUACAGUCCCACCCCGAUGUAGCCCGGGAGUGUGUCGUUGUGUGACCAAACAGCCACUGAGCUGGGGGAAGGCAGGCGCCUUUUCUGCUGCGAACUGUCAGAAACAUUUUUCCCAGCAAGGGAGUCAUGCUUUUUAUUGCCAAAAUAUCAUGUUCAAUUACAGUAAAAUUUGAUCGGUUGACUUGGUGAGGAAUAGGAAGUGCAAACAAGUGAGUGCCCCCCCCCAAGGUGCCCUCAUGGGUGCAGUCAGCCACUCACCACAUGGGAAAACCCAUUUCCCUCCUGAGAGCCCAGGAGCCGGGACCAGCCUGGCCGUGUACACAGUCAGUGGACAGUGGUCUUCCCAGGAGACCAUGUAGAUGUCGCAGGUCCUGGGGACAGCUAGUUACUGUAAUGCAUGUGUUUUCUUUCCAAGUGCGUUUCUGCAUAAUCCUUGCUUUACCACAAUUAGGUUGGGUUUUAUAUGCAGUUUAUUGUAUCUCGAUUUCUGUAGCACACCUCAUAGGUAUAUGAUUUUUUUAAAUUAAAUAUUCAGAAUAAACUUUUUUUGAUCCA
This is a messenger RNA of Tupaia belangeri chinensis (Chinese tree shrew), 3159 nucleotides long. RefSeq names its product cortactin (gene CTTN). NCBI's taxonomy places the organism in Eukaryota, Metazoa, Chordata, Mammalia, Scandentia, Tupaiidae. Gene Ontology annotation, cellular component: cortical actin cytoskeleton; actin filament; plasma membrane. Gene Ontology annotation, molecular function: actin filament binding. Gene Ontology annotation, biological process: regulation of actin filament polymerization; cell migration. The record is from RefSeq and is a predicted model, not a curated record. The coding region runs from base 178 to 1824 and encodes 548 amino acids. The transcript has 18 exons.